This is a messenger RNA of Elaeis guineensis (African oil palm), 3361 nucleotides long. The record is from RefSeq and is a predicted model, not a curated record. Lineage: Eukaryota; Viridiplantae; Streptophyta; Magnoliopsida; Arecales; Arecaceae.
AAUUGCGAAUAAGAUAUUUAGGAUUAAUGGCCCUUUUGAUUAUGCUUCAUGAGGGCUUGGUAUGCAUUGAUAUUUAAAAUAUAUCUUUGCAAUAGAUAGGUAUCACAACUCAUAUUACUGCAAAAGAAUGUUGUAAGACUUGCUCUUAUGGUUGCUGAAUGCAACAGAAUGCAACAUCAUCCUUAUCUAAUUGGGUCAUGGGCCCUUAUACUUAUUUGGUCCAUUACCCACCCUCAAGCAAACGUUGAGUGGAAAGAACCAGGAGCUUGGAUCAAAAUGAGCUGUAGACAAACCCUUGGUGAAGAUGUCAGCUAGUUUAUCAGUAGAGAAGACGAAGCAGACCAAUAGUUUUGUGUUGAGCAGUCUGUUCUUGUACAAAAUGGAAGUCUAUUUCAAUGGCUUGGUACGAUGGUACGAGCAUGGAAGACCGGGUUUGACAGCGAGAUAGAUGGCACUGAGGUUAUCACACUAUAGUGUAGGAGCAGAGAGAAAAAGACCCAACUCUUGGAGUUGUUGAACCCAAAUGAGCUCAAUAGCAACAUUUGUGUGCCCUUUGUAUUCCAAGUCAAUAUAGAUAGAGCCACUGUAUGUUGCUUCUUUGAGCUCCAUGAAAGUAGAUUGGGAUUCAAGAAAAUACUAAAGCCAUUGAUGGAGUGUUGAUCAUUGGGAUUUCGAGCUCAAUCUGUAUCUGAAUAAGCACGUAACUGAGUAGAGGAGCUCUUGGAAAGCAAAGGCUGUGGUGGAUGGUGUGUUUAAGGUACCGAAGUUGAUGACGAUCCAAUGAGUAGUGGAGGGACUAUGCAUGAAUUGGCAGACCUGAUUGAUCACAUAAGAGAUAUCUGGGUGGAUCAAUGUUGGAUAUUGGAGGCCACCAACAAUACUCUGAUAUAUGGUAGGAUUUGAAUGGGGAUCUUCAUGAAGAGAAAGUUGAGACGAUGUAGCUAUUGGAGAGGUGACUGAUUUGGAGCCCUCCAUUUUGGCCUUAUGAAGUAGAUCACAAAUAUACUUUGAUUUUGUUAAAAGAAGGCCGGAGUUCAUAGGGUGAGCCUCAAUGCCAAGAAAGAAGUAGAGAGGCCCAAGAUCCUUGAUGGCAAAGCACUUUUCAAAGAGCAGCCAAUAGAUCAGUGGGAGGAGCAUUGAGACUGCUAGUCAGAAGAAUAUCAUCCAUAUAAACAAGAAGAAGAAUAUCGUCAUCUGUCUGUUUGAUAAAAAAGAAAUAUCAGCCUUGGAUUUGGGGAAGCCCUACUCAUAUAGAUAAGUGUUGAGGCAUUGAAACCAUGCUCUGGAGGCUUGCUUGAGCUCAUAAAAUGAGUGCUUAAGGAGGCAUACAUGAUGAGGUGGUUCUGUAUCCACAAAAUCUGGUGGCUGCUGUAUGAAGAUUGACUCAUCAAGAAAGCCAUGGAGAAAGCUGUUUUUGACAUCAAGUGGACGAAUGGCCCAACCUCCAGGGAUAGCAAGUGCUAGAACUGAGCAAAUAGUAACUGAUUUGAUGAUCGGGCUGAAUAUUUCUUAAUAAUCAAUAACCUCUUGUUGGUUCAACCCUUUUGCUACUAGGUGAGCCUUGUAAUGAUCAAUGGAGCUAUCAAUUUUAUGUUUUUAAUUAGAAUACCCAUUUGCAUCCUCUGAUAUGCUGAUGAGAUGGCUGAGGAACAAUUUCCCAAGUACCACUAACAAGUAGAGCAUUAUAUUCAUCAAUCAUGGCGCCAUGCUAAUUAGGAUCUUUGUGGGCAUGCGAAAAACAUGUAGGUUCCAUGAUAUUCAUAUAGGCUACCAAAGCCAUGGGAUGUUUUGUGCUGAAUUUCUGUGGUGGGAGAGUCCUGUCCUCAGAUCUUGUCACCAUGGCAUGUGUAUUGGCUGAUGAAGUGGCAUGACCGGGCUGAAUAUGGGUUGCAGUAGAGUAUGGGCCCAAGUCUACAGAUUUGUCCUGCAAGGCACUAUGUGUUAGUGGGCUAGCAAAGCUUAAAGAGCCCAUUGGUUUGCACAAGUUUGGAGCUAGAGGUGCCAGUGGUAGGAUAUGCAAGCGGCAGUUCAUGAGAAGGGGGCCUAGGUGCUAGACAUGGGUCAUCACGUGGUGGCUUGGCCAUGUUGGAGCGUGGCACAAAGACUGGUGUAUUAUGGCAGAUGUCAUGGGCUGCACUGGAGUGGAAAGCCCAAUGGAGCCAGGCAAGUUGGGCAGGGCAGAUGUGCUGAGCUGUGGGGUAUAGCUUGGCUGCACAUGCUGUGGGUAGUGUGGCAAAGGUUGCGGCAGUCUGUCGGUCCCAAUGGGGUGAAAGGUCACUGGCCCACAUGUACUGUUUGAGGCCAAAUCAUGGGUGUGAUUAGCUGCUUGCAGCACUGCAAACCCAUAAUGAUUGUGUGACUGCAAACAUUUAUGAUAAGGAGUUGGAUGAUUUAAGAUCCCAGCUUUCAGUUACCCAAGUCACUGCAGAGGCUAGUGCUCUCUCAGUACAAUCAGCACAAGCUCAGUGCUUGACCUUAUUGAGAGAACUAGAUCAGAAAAAUAGUUCACUAAAAGAGCAUGAGAUCCAUGUCAAUAAGCUAGGGGAGCAGUUAGACAAUCUGCAAAAGGAUCUCCAAGCAAGGGAGCUUUCACAAAUGCAACUGAAAGAUGAAGUUUUAAGAAUAGAGAAAGAUAUCAUGAAUGCAGUUGUGAUAGCUGGAGCUAAAAAUGAUUGUGAGCUUCGGAAGAUUUUGGCUGAAGUUUCCCCCAAGAAUUUUGAGAAUCUCAGUAAGCACUUGGAUGCUAAAGAUUCAGAGAUCGCUACAUUAAGAGAUGAGAUCAGGAUCUUAUCUGCACACUGGAAACAUAAGACCAAUGAAUUAGAAUCACAGUUAGAGAAACAGCGAAGGACUGAUCAGGAAUUGAAGAAGAGAGUACUAAAGCUUGAGUUCUGUCUUCAAGAAGCACGAAACCAAACACGGAAACUUCAAAGGAUGGGAGUAAAAAGAGAUGAUGACAUAAAAGAGCUAAGAGAUCAGUUGGCAAUGAAGCAGCAGGAUGGGUCUGGUUGCAAUGACAAGCAGAACUUUUGGGAGAGCUCUGGUUUCAAGAUUAUUGUUUCUAUGUCUAUGUUGGUCUUAGCUGUAUUUGCGAAGCGGUAAAGAAAUCAUUUUUCAUGUUUUCUACAUGCAAAAGAUGCUGGGUUCCAGUAUUAUGAAACAGCUUUAUUUAUUUAGAAAUAGAGAUCAGUUAUAUAAACAUUCCAAUGGACUUGUUAGUAACCCCUAUCAUCUAGGUCAGGACUUCCAUUUCAGAAUUCGAAGCAGCCAAAUUGAACUCUCUGUCAUUGCUUUGAUUACUUUUUGUACUAUUAGUUGUUGAAAAAUAGUACUACAAAAUAAGCAGAUUUAUCUAUUGAGA